Molecule: messenger RNA, 5464 nt
Organism: Plodia interpunctella (Indianmeal moth)
Lineage: Eukaryota; Metazoa; Arthropoda; Insecta; Lepidoptera; Pyralidae
Exons: 5
Coding region: 95-1303 (402 amino acids)
Cellular component (GO): cytoplasm
Molecular function (GO): GTPase activator activity; metal ion binding
Source: RefSeq, a predicted model, not a curated record
GGCUGUCAAAAUUUACUUUAUGGUCUUUCUCUUUUCUUCAAUAAACAAGCAUUUUUAUUAAAUUUAAUACGGUUUUAGGUAAUACUUCACAGAAAUGACUUCAAAAAGUGAAAAAGACCGUGCUAAACAGAUCCAGGAUCGUUGUCAGAAUAUAUUGAUGGUAAUGCUGAAAGAUGAAGACAAUAAAUAUUGCGUUGAUUGCGAUGCGAAAGGUCCCCGCUGGGCGUCUUGGAACCUGGGCAUCUUUCUAUGCAUCCGGUGCGCUGGCAUCCAUCGCAACCUCGGCGUACACAUCUCCAAGGUGAAGAGCGUCAACCUCGACUCAUGGACUCCUGAGCAAGUGGUAUCCCUCCAACAAAUGGGCAACUCCCGCGCACGCGCAGUGUACGAGGCGAAUUUACCCGACUCCUUCCGAAGGCCGCAAAACGAUUCCUCAUUGGAGGCCUUCAUCCGGGCCAAGUAUGAGCAGAAGAAGUACAUAGCCAAGGAGUGGGUGCCUCCCACCAUUCCUAAAGUCAACUGGGACAAAGAAAUAGACGAAGAAAUGGAGAGACAAAAGCGGAAAAAGAAGUCGACAUCUUCAGGGCUUGGACCUCUGCCCGCUCCCACCACUAGCGACAAGAAAUAUAAUAAAUCCGACGUGAUACCCAGCAUCCCAAAGCCAAAGUCCUCAGUCAGCCCGAAGCUUGGCAGAAGUACACCCACGAGCCAACCGGAGGCCAAACACUCAAACGGAUCCGCUGACCUCCUUGGGCUGGACACCCAAGCCAAGCCGGAGCCCAAACCCAGCGACGACAUCUUCUCCAGCUUCUUCUCCGCACCGCAAGAGAAACCCGCUGAACCUAAACCGGAAACCAAACCGGACUUGAAGACCGAAGAGGAAAACUUCUUCAAACAACCGGCACCUACAGAAAAAGAAAAAUCAAAACUAACUAAAGACAGUAUAUUAGCUCUGUACAGUCAGACUCCGUCUACGAAUUUAGUCAAUCAAUUUAAUCCGGUGCCUCCCACACAGCAAUACCCGUUCGGUGGAGUGUACCAACCACAAGCGUACAACAGCAUGCCAGUGCAAAACGGCAUGCAGUUUAACCAAUUUCAACCAAUGGGGAGCCAGUUUCAACAGCCUUUUGCCGCGCAGCAACAACCCAUGCCUCAAGCGCAGCAGUUUCCUCCGGGAAAUCAAUUUUUUAAUCAACAACAGCCGCAGCAGUUAAAUCAACAAUUUGGAGGACUCAGCUUAGGACAAAGUUUCCCGAACACGUUCACACAACAGAACAAUGUUGCCAGCAAUACAUGGCAAUAGACAUUCACUUAACCCGUUUCAAAGUUGUUUGUUUGUAGUUUUUGGUAAGAGAAAAUGUGACGUACAAUGUACAAUAGUGCUGGUUCUGCUUACCAACAUUCCAUUCAGCCAUAUUUUUUUUUUCAGUAUUAAUUUUUUUAAUGUACUUAAUAUUGAUUUCUCGUACGGUACAGACCUACAGACAAACAACUCUAUAAAAAACGCACGUAACAAUUAGUUUUCUUUUUAUUUUAAUUAUCAUUGUUGCGUUGUACAUAACAAUCGUGAAAAAGGGAUGCACAAAACGUAUUCUUUCUUCACCGUCCAUAAUAAACAGGAAGUCGGUUAAAAAUUUUGAUCUGAAACAUACAUCAGUUGACAAUUUCAAUAUAAAUAUUUGACUUGAUCGUCACUUCAUGACGACCUCGGUGGCGCAGUGGUAAAGUGCUUGCCUCUGAACCGAGAGGUCCCGGGUUCGAUCCCCGGUGAGUCAUGAUGGAAAAUGAUUUUUCGAUUGGGCCGGGUCUUGGCUGUUUAUCUAUAUAUGUUAUAAAAUAUAGUAUCGUUAGUUAGUUAGUAUCCCAUAACACAAGUCUAGACCUUACUUUGGGGCUAGCUCAAUCUGUGUGAUUUGUCCUAAUUUAUUUAUUUAUUUAUUCGUCCACUCGCUCUUCGAUUGGGCGGACUCCUCAAAUUCUUUUCGCCAAUUCCUAUGAUCAGAUUUUCAACUACAAAACAAAGUACAGGGUCAAGUAACGUCUUAAAUUAUUUGUUUUGUAAGCAUUUAUUCCGAUUUUUUAUAAACGGGCGAACUGAAGACAAAAAUAUAUUAUUAGACUCAAUAAGGCGAAGUGACGAACGAGCCCAAUAUUUGGCUGAAUGUGCGCUCAAAUUCUUUCUCACUCGUUGAUCGAGAAGGAUGGACCCAGCACUUAUAAGAAUUAUUGUUGCAAGGGGCAUAUAUUUUUAUCUCUCUCAUCUGUAGUCCGGCCUCUUUUAUGUAUUGCAAUCAUUGUAUACUAUACCUUUCACCGCGCAAGCAGGAGAGGCCGGGCUCCAGAUAAAAGAGAUACUAAUAUGUAUUUGUACUUUAUAUCAAAAAGUUCUAAGUAAUGCGGGUUCAUUAUACACCUUGUGAGCUUUCAAUUUGAAAUUGUAACAGAAAUAGAUUUAUACUUCCACAAUAUCUAGCUAGAAAAAUUCUCAAUAAUCACUGAAACAUUGCAAUAAAUGUGAUAUUUGAUUAAUCGACAUAUUUACAUAGACGCCAUUUUGAAUUAGCCAUCGCUGUUCCCGCGCCUUUAUGCUCAUUUUAGUUUUCUGCAAUUGGUGCAAUGCGUUCGAACCCUACAUAUUUACUCCAAAAUCUUUUUUAUUUUAUAUAAUUUCAAUUUAAUGUUUAUAUUUUUGUAAUUAUUGUGUACAAUUUAUUAGAUGAAUAGAUGUUUUAUAUUUCGAAAUUAAUAAUUAAUUUGCACUUCUAUUAACACAAUUGAAAAGUUCUUUGCACAGAGUACGUGAUUGUGUUCGUGUAUCAGUAUAUUUUGGAAUUAAAAAAGUCUUAUAUUGUUAAGUAGGUAAUUUAAUUUUAAUAAUGAUUAGAUGUGAGAUUGCAGUUUGUCAAAAAAGUUGUGAAACGAGGGGAUCGGUAUUUUUACUGGCAACAUCUUUUUGAAUAAAUGAAAGAUCUCAAGUGUUGCCUUAAAAAUAUUUUGCUUUUUUUUAUUGGCAAUCUGUAUACCGUUAAAUAAUAUAGUGAUUUUAACAAUAACACAUUUGAUUGGGUCUGAAGAAUGUGUAUUAAAAUAUUACAAUAACUAAUUUGGUGAAUUUUAUUUUUAAUCAAUACUUGCAUAAAGGGGCUAUUAGUCAAAGAACUUACGUCAAUAUUUUAAUCCAUUUUUGCAUUUAGGUUGAAUAUAUAAAUAUAUACAAGGUACAGACCUACAGACAAACAACUCUAUAAAAAACGCACGUAACAAUUAGUUUUCUUUUUAUUUUAAUUAUCAUUGUUGCGUUGUACAUAACAAUCGUGAAAAAGGGAUGCACAAAACGUAUUCUUUCUUCACCGUCCAUAAUAAACAGGAAGUCGGUUAAAAAUUUUGAUCUGAAACAUACAUCAGUUGACAAUUUCAAUAUAAAUAUUUGACUUGAUCGUCACUUCAUGACGACCUCGGUGGCGCAGUGGUAAAGUGCUUGCCUCUGAACCGAGAGGUCCCGGGUUCGAUCCCCGGUGGGGUCAUGAUGGAAAAUGAUUUUUCGAUUGGGCCGGGUCUUGGCUGUUUAUCUAUAUAUGUUAUAAAAUAUAGUAUCGUUAGUUAGUUAGUAUCCCAUAACACAAGUCUAGACCUUACUUUGGGGCUAGCUCAAUCUGUGUGAUUUGUCCUAAUUUAUUUAUUUAUUUAUUCGUCCACUCGCUCUUCGAUUGGGCGGACUCCUCAAAUUCUUUUCGCCAAUUCCUAUGAUCAGAUUUUCAACUACAAAACAAAGUACAGGGUCAAGUAACGUCUUAAAUUAUUUGUUUUGUAGGCAUUUAUUCCGAUUUUUUAUAAACGGGCGAACUGAAGACAAAAAUAUAUUAUUAGACUCAAUAAGGCGAAGUGACGAACGAGCCCAAUAUUUGGCUGAAUGUGCGCUCAAAUUCUUUCUCACUCGUUGAUCGAGAAAGAUGGACCCAGCACUUAUAAGAAUUAUUGUUGCAAGGGGCAUAUAUUUUUAUCUCUCUCAUCUGUAGUCCGGCCUCUUUUAUGUAUUGCAAUCAUUGUAUACUAUACCUUUCACCGCGCAAGCAGGAGAGGCCGGGCUCCAGAUAAAAGAGAUACUAAUAUGUAUUUGUACUUUAUAUCAAAAAGUUCUAAGUAAUGCGGGUUCAUUAUACACCUUGUGAGCUUUCAAUUUGAAAUUGUAACAGAAAUAGAUUUAUACUUCCACAAUAUCUAGCUAGAAAAAUUCUCAAUAAUCACUGAAACAUUGCAAUAAAUGUGAUAUUUGAUUAAUCGACAUAUUUACAUAGACGCCAUUUUGAAUUAGCCAUCGCUGUUCCCGCGCCUUUAUGCUCAUUUUAGUUUUCUGCAAUUGGUGCAAUGCGUUCGAACCCUACAUAUUUACUCCAAAAUCUUUUUUAUUUUAUAUAAUUUCAAUUUAAUGUUUAUAUUUUUGUAAUUAUUGUGUACAAUUUAUUAGAUGAAUAGAUGUUUUAUAUUUCGAAAUUAAUAAUUAAUUUGCACUUCUAUUAACACAAUUGAAAAGUUCUUUGCACAGAGUACGUGAUUGUGUUCGUGUAUCAGUAUAUUUUGGAAUUAAAAAAGUCUUAUAUUGUUAAGUAGGUAAUUUAAUUUUAAUAAUGAUUAGAUGUGAGAUUGCAGUUUGUCAAAAAAGUUGUGAAACGAGGGGAUUGGUAUUUUUACUGGCAACAUCUUUUUGAAUAAAUGAAAGAUCUCAAGUGUUGCCUUAAAAAUAUUUUGCUUUUUUUAUUGGCAAUCUGUAUACCGUUAAAUAAUAUAGUGAUUUUAACAAUAACACAUUUGAUUGGGUCUGAAGAAUGUGUAUUAAAAUAUUACAAUAACUAAUUUGGUGAAUUUUAUUUUUAAUCAAUACUUGCAUAAAGGGGCUAUUAGUCAAAGAACUUACGUCAAUAUUUUAAUCCAUUUUUGCAUUUAGGUUGAAUAUAUAAAUAUAUACAAGGUUACUUUUGAAGCAGUAUGAAUGUUGAAGACAAAAAUGAAAUGCUUAUAUAAUGUCAAUACUCUUAGAACUAAUUGUUUAUGACCUCAGCAGCUAAUUAAUGGUCUAGUUUGCUUUACAAGUGAUCCUGUAUUGUGUAAAUUGGCGUUAUGAUUGAUACGAUUUUUUACAGCGUGGUCGCAUUUUCUUUUUAAAGUCUAGUCUUGAGGCUUUAUACGUCCUAUUUAUACUUAUAAAAGAAGAAAGAAUUUACUUAUUUUCAAAUUGUAUUUACCUAUAUCAAUUGAGCUGAAUAUUUCAAAAAUAAAAAUAAUUCCAAUCCGAAUCAAAUUUUUUUUUUCAUAUUUAUUAACAUGAUGUGUCAUUUAAAUGUAUAUGAAGGUAUAACAUUUUGGUGUAUUAUUUUCUUAGAUAAACGUGAUUGAUUAUGGAUUAAUAAAUGUAUAAAACAUAGAUUAUAUUCAGGGCGAACACAAUUAAACAUAAUGCCGACAAAAA